This is a messenger RNA of Gadus macrocephalus (Pacific cod), 7620 nucleotides long. RefSeq names its product maestro heat-like repeat family member 1 (gene mroh1). Bases 274 to 5193 code for a protein of 1639 amino acids. The record is from RefSeq and is a predicted model, not a curated record. The transcript is spliced from 46 exons. NCBI's taxonomy places the organism in Eukaryota, Metazoa, Chordata, Actinopteri, Gadiformes, Gadidae. Gene Ontology annotation, cellular component: cytoplasm.
AGCUUGUUUACACCUGCGACGAGCAGCGGGUACGCAGAGGACCCGUCAGUGUACUGCUGGACGACACCGCUUACGCCGAGCGACAACCUAACGCUGGGAAAGGGUUACCUUCUCUAAGGUCCAGCAGAGACCUUGUUAAACCCAACGCUGGACGAUGUGUCAUCGGACCAUUUACGACGGCAGAUAUGUUGCAAGACGUCCUGUGAUCUUCCCAAGCCGUCUGUCCUAAGAGGCCAGUCCAUCCUCAGCCAUCCAUCUCUUCUCUCAGACACCAUGGACGAGACAGAUGUGGAACAGGUGACGCUGGCUCUACUGGACGGAGCCAACGACAAAGACGCAGAGGUCCAGGAGCAGGUGAGGAAGUCUGUCCUGACCUUGGGGAAGCAACAGCCGGACAGAGUGUUGGCCAUGUGCCAGGACUAUCUGCUGAAACAUCCCAAGCUGGUGGUGAGUCACCGCGUGGUGAUCCUGCAGACCAUCGAGCUCAUCGCUGCCGACAGGCUGGAGGACAUCGGCUACCCCAGGAUAAAGAGCAUCAUCUCCCUGGCCUCCGACGAGAUGACCCGCUCCAAGGAAGUAACCCCUGACUGGCAGCAGGCAGCUAGUAAUAUCCUGGUUGCCGUGGGCAACAAGUACAUCAAUGACAUCAUGGAGGAGAUCCUGACCAAGUUUCAGCCAGGGAUCUUACCACAUUUCUUUGUGGUUCAGACACUAGCGAACCUCUCAGAUUCUAAUGUGUAUGGGAUGGUGCCCUUUGUCAAUGCCAUCCUUGGAACCAUGUUGCCGAUGCUUAGCAUGGCCAGGCAGGACAACAUGAAGUGGGUCUUCUCUUCAGCCCUGUCUCAUUUUAGCGACAGCAUCCUGGAGUACCUGGCCAACCUAGACAAGGCCCCGGACCCCACGGUCAGGAAGGACACCUUCUCCAGUGAGAUCUACGCCGCCUAUGACAUCCUCUUCAACGGCUGGCUCCAGAGCCGGGACUCCAAGCUCAGGCUGACGGUGGCCGAGGCCGUGGGCCCCAUGAGCCACCUCAUGGCCAGUGACAAACUGGAGGAGCAGAUUCCCCGGCUCCUCCCGGCUCUGCUGUCCAUGUACAAGAAGAACAACGAGCAUUUCAUCAUCAGCAAGAGUCUGUGCCAGGUGAUUGAUGCCUCUGUCAACAUGGGCAGCCGAGUGUUGGAGACACAACUGGAUAGUCUACUGUCUGCCCUGCACCAUCAAGUGUGCAGUCCUGUGGACUACAGUAACCCCCCCACCGUCAAGAACCACAACGAGGUGCUGCGCUGCUUCAGCCUGCUAGCCAACGCUUUCCCAGACAAGCUGGUGCUCUCGGUUCUACAGAAGCUGGAGAAUAACAACGAGAGGAAUAGAAUGGGUUCCCUGGCUGUCCUACGACACCUCAUCAACUCCAGCACUGCCAUGAUGGAAACUAAGAAGCUUCUCAUCCUGGCCAGCAUUAGACAACCAAUGGCCGACCACAGCAAUAAGGUGAAGAGGCGAGUGGUGCAGGUCAUCAGUGCCAUGGCCCACCAUGGCUACCUGGAGCUGGAGGGCGGAGAGCUUCUGGUGCGCUUCAUCGUGCAGCACUGUGCGCUGCCGGACACGUACCAGCGUGGCCCAAAGCCCACUGAUCCAGAAGAGGUGUCUAACGAGGCGUUGAGGAGCAUGUGUGACGAUACCCUCCACCUGCUGACCACCACGGUCAGCCGACUAGCUGACGUGCUGUGGCCCAUGCUGCUGUACUACCUGACCCCGCCUCAGUUCAGCAACGCAACCACCCCUCUGUGUCGGAGUCUGAUCGUACUGGGCAGCAAGAAGCGGAGCAACAAGGAGGCCACCUUCAACAUAGACUUCACACAGCAAGCUAACUUACCAUCGCCGCAGACUCUGAUGAUCAGGCUGUGGGUGAAUGCGGCGUUCCCGUUCGGCAGCCGGGGCCACGGCGCUCCGUCUCUCUCCCUGCUCAACGUCCUCAGCCUCAACAUCCACCCCGACCUGGACGUGCUGUGGGAGAAGGAGAUCCCCCCGCUAGUGGCUCUCCUGGAGGAAUCAACUGUGGAUAGCCUGGAACAGAAACCAUUUGAAGACAAACUGCUCAAGCUGCUGUCUAAAACCCUGGUGACGAUGGACGACAGCAAGUGGGUGUGUCAGCUGGUUGCCGAGGCAACGCGCUACCUCUCCACCUAUAACAAUGCUUUAGAGGAGAAGAGCUUUCUCUACCGCUGUGUCGGAGUGAUGCUGCAGGAGUGCCACAACAAGGAGGUGGUGAGGAAACAGCUGCAGGAGAUCCUCCUGACCGCCCGGCACAGCGACGCCAUCGAGAGAGAGGGCGUGGCCUUGAGCGUGGGCCUGUGUGCCCACAGCCACCUGGAGGGCACGCUGGCCAAGCUGGAGGAGUUUGGCAAGUCGGACGCCUUCAAGAAGUCCCCCAGCAUCUUCAACCUGCUCAAGGACCGUAGUGACCUGGAGGCAGACAAGGUGAAGAGCACCCUGAUCCUGUGCUACGGCCAGGUGGCCCUCAACGCACCGCCGGAGCAGAUCCUCAAGCGCAUCGACCACGACAUCCUGCGCCUCAUCAGCAAGCACUUCAACACCAAGGUUCUUGGGAUUAAAGUAGAGAACAAGGACCUGACCAUGAAGCUCAGUUUGAUCCAGAGUGUUGGACUGAUAGCCAGAGCCAUCAGUGAGUGUGUGAAGAGGCAAGGCUACGUCUUCACCCGCAAACACGACCUUAUUUCUGUCAUGAUGGACUUUAUCAAGGCAGAGCCAGCCGACGCCAUGAAGACGCCAGUACGCCAUCUAGUGAUGUCCACCUGCGCCAACCUCAUACCCCUGGACCCCCCGCUGAGUGAGACCGAGGGCUUUGACCUGCUGAAGGUGUGUGUGGGCAGCGCCUUCGCCCUGCCCCCCGUCACACACACCCCCGAGAAGACCAAGGACGAGGAGGUCAUGGAACCCAAGCAGAGGGAGGCGUUAUACAGGGACACCAUGGCCAGCCUGCAGGAGCUGCUACAGAGUGUCUUGGUGAAAGAGCCCUCACCUGACAACCUGCAGAGUGUCUUCAAGCACAUUGAGUCCUGGCUGAGCUCAGCCCAAGACCACGAGAGAGAGAGAGCUGUCUUCACCACCGCGCACAUACUGGACUUCUACCUUGAGAAACUCACUGUGAAGAACAUGGUGUCCUUCCACAACCUGGGGGCCCUGCUGGGCAGGCUGGCCCCCCGCUGUUCGGACCCCCACCCCGCCGUGCGCCUCGCCGCCAUCAGCGCCGUGCACACGCUGCUCAACAUACAGCUGCGCUACGAAGGCUUUGCCCACGACUACCGGGACGAGUCAGUAGAGAGUCUGCUGCUUAUGAGAUGUGUUCUGGAGAACCCGGACAACGCUGUCCUAUACAAGACCUGCUCUGAGCUCACCAAGGUGAUAAGCAAGCGGCUCCCCCAGCAGCAGCUGUCCACGCUGGUGUUCAUGCUGUUCGAGGGCCUGGUUGACAGCCAGACCAACUGCUGCAGGGCCUCUUCCGUCAUACUCAACACGCUGCUGAAGAACAGGGGGGCCGGCCUACAGGACCUGGUACCAGAGAUGCUGGAGGUGCUCCACCUACGACUGCAGAGCAUCACAGAGGAGCAGGUGAGAGUGGCAGUGGGACAGACCGUUCUGAUCCUGGCCACUCAGCAUCUGCAGGCGGUCUUCAACACCCUGGUCAUCCAGCCGCUUCCUUUCGACAGCUGGAACAGCGAGAUGUGGAUGGCGCUGGGAUCGGACCCCAUCAUCGCCGGGCAGAUCAUGGAGAUGGCCAUGGAGAAGCUGGUUGUCAUGGCGCCCUACAUCGACCGGAAGGAUCCCAUGACGAGAGGAGGCCUCGCCAAGGUGGCCACCGGCCAGCCCUUAGCUAUGACGUGCGGGCUGAAGGAGCUGCUGCUGAACGGCCAGAGCCAGGAGCCGGCCGUGGCCAUGUUCCCGCGGCUCUUCUCCUGCCUGGUGGUGCGCCUGGGGGCCAGCGUGGGCGUGGUGGCCCCCCGCGACAACAACAACUACAGCAAGAACGCCCGCAACCAGUUCCACGUGGCCGGCGCAGCGGUGGAGGCUCUGCGGAUCCUUCUGGCCCGCGCCCUGCUGGACGACGUGGGGAAGCGCCUGGACCUGGACCACGCCUGGGAGGCCAUGAAGGAGCCCAGCACACACACGGCCGGGAUCACGCUGCUGGCCAGGGCGAUGGCCAGGCACGCGGGGCCUCGGUUACCCUCCAUCGUGGAGUGCCUCUGUCCCAGCCUCAACAACAUCUACGAGUGCCAGCGCAUCACCGUCACCGCCUUCUUCUCUGAGCUCCUGAACCACCACGUGGUGACGGAGCUGCUGCUGAUGGACGUGCUGAUGAACAACAUGAUGGAGAGGAUCUCCGACCCCUGCUGCACCGUCCGCAUGCUUGCCGUCCGCGGGCUGGGCAACAUCGCCACAGGCUCGCCCGAAAAGGUUAAUAAAUACGCCAAGGAGCUGUUGGCAGCUAUGAGCUCGGGGAUGGAAGAGAAGGAGGACCCAGGGAAACGGAUCACACUGGAGGCCAUGUCAGGCCUCUCUAAGGUCCUGCUCCACCUGGACAAGAAGAACGUCCAUCUGCUGGUGGUCUACAUCUUCAUGAAGAUCAAGCCUUUCCUGGAGAGCGAGAACGAUGAGAUCCGCUGUGCUUCCAUCCUCCUGCUGGGCAACCUGUCCCAGUUCGGCUCCGGAGAGGCGGUGUUCAAAGACCAGAUCCACAACGUCCUGGUCAGCCUGCUGCUGCAUCUGGUGGACCCCAACCCGCAUGUCGUCAAGGCAUGCAAGAAUGCGAUGCGCACGUGUGCUCCGGUGGUGGGCUCGGAGCAGAUCACGGUGAUGUUCCAGAAUCAUCUGCACGAGGACAAGAGCCUUCACUACGGAGAGUUCAUCAAUGACCUCACCAAGUACCUGAUUCAGGACUUCCCCGGCAUGCUGAACUUCUACCACAUCUCCGUCAUGCAGUUCUUCAAGAGCCACUGGGCUGAGGUGCGGGCGGGCGCGGCCAUGUUCAUAGGGUUUCUGCUGGGAAACCUUACGGAAGACCUUUUCUCACACAUCAACAUGAGCACUGUCACCAAAGGUCUGGUGAUGCUCCUCCAGGACCCGGACGCUGCGGUCAGGAUGAAGGCAGCGGAAGCCAUGGGCCGCUUCCACUGACACACACACACACACACACACACACACACACACACACACACACACACACACACACACACACACACACACACACACACACACACACACACACACUCUGUGUAGCCAUUCCAAGCUUUAGCCUCGUUAGCUUGGUAAGCUAAGACGAGUUAGCCGAUGUGAAGUGAUGACUGGUACUUGAAAGAGACUUCUUAAGUCUUCGCUGAAUGUGACCAAAGACUCGGUAUGGAAGGACCUUCGAUCUAUGUAGCAUGCACUAAGGACCUACCCAACCCGUUCUUACCAUGGAAACACGUGAUAAUGCUCUGCUGCAGUCAUAAACGUGAAAAGAUAAUUACGAUAAUUACGAUAGUUAUUAAGUGUUAACUAACAAUAAUAUAUGAAACGUUAGGCACAGAAAAUACAAUGUGGUCUCAAUGCUUCUGAUUGGUUGUAACUGGUAUUAGCAGAGUGGUGACAUCCGUACAUUUAGUUAAGCCGAUGAAAGACUUCUUCCUUAGGUUGUGGUUGGGAACUUUAAAUCUAAAGCGUGAUAUCUUUGUCCUAUAAAGUUAUCUAAUAAUCGGGCCAUCUCGGUCACGGGAGAAUGACUGCUAGAGUUUCUGUUUUGGUUAAUUAAUCGAGGAAUUUGAUUGAUUUAGAUGUAGCAGGUAUUCUGACCGGUCUCAGAGUAUUUUCUAAUCUAGUUUUGCUCCAAUUGAACUCUGAGACGAAUCUGCAUCUUCCAUAGGUCCUACGAGAUAGUCGAUUUUAAAGGAGUGGAGAUUAUAAUUAUAUGAAUGCAACGCAAUAGUUUGCUGACCAGUAAUAGUGGAUUCUCUUUUGAUGUCUAUGCUGCCACACACACACACACACACACACACACACACACACACACACACACACACACACACACACACACACACACACACACACACACACACACACACACACACACACGCAUAUGCACACAAACACUACAAACAACAUAAGGUCUACUACCUUGUCCAACAUGAGAGAGCAAUAAGCAGUUAGUUUGCAACCCAUGCAGAACCUCUAGUCUCUAUGUAAACCGGCUACUUCAGACUGAACAUUAAUAUAUUCUACUAUACGUCCAAACAGUUCACCUGUUGUAUUCCAUCGCUGCCAAAUCCAACCUUUAUGUCCGAGCCACGUGGCUGCUUGUUAUUUUCCGGAGCCAUCUGCUGAGCUUAAAUGGAACAAUAUUAAUUUCAGAUGUCGGGCAACCCCUUUUUGCAGAUGUAAUGCAUGUCCAUCUGUUCCUAGGAUAAAACAAAAAACGAAAUGUCCUCCUUAUCUAGCCAGAGAAUGCAAGUAUUUAUUUUAAUCAACGUUGGAUUUCUGAGCCAUACUCCAAACGGAUGCCAAAAACCUCUCGAUAGCAUUACCAAAACACUGUGGCGCUCCCGUAGUCGUUUUCCCGUCCUGUUCAUGCCGAGAUUCAUUUCCAGUUUGUUUGUUUUUCUGUGGCGCCACCUGGCAUUAUCGUUCACAUAUAUUUCACAUAAAAAAGUUCCUUCGACACACCUUUCAUGUGAGGGAUAUAAAUAGAAUGUUUGUAGAACAACAAACGUAAAUCAAUCACGAUUGCUCGUCCUGUGCCAAAUGUUCAGUCAACUUUCUGGGUUCCUUCUCUAAGCUUUCUUUUUUUUCCCUUUUGUAUACAUACACAUACGUAUGUGCUGAUGUAGGCCUAUGUCAGAGUUGCACUGUGUGUAAGGAUGUACGAUGUUCUGUUCGUGCAUCCCUUAAAUAAUUGCACUAAAAUAGUGACUGAAACCUGCGUUUCAAUUAGGUAACACAGAAUACCCGAUGGCUUGUAAGGCAAUACUGCAGGUUUUCCUGUCUGAAUCGUGGUUUGUGUUUAUAAGGCUCAUGGCUUCAUGUGCAGUUUGUAUUGUUAUUUCACUACUAAUUAGUGCUUAUCCUUUUGCUGUUCUGACAUGAAUGGGGCACACAUAUAUCAGUAAUAUUUUUUUAAGGCACACCUUGUAAAGAGUUUUUAAUCAUCUCAAUUUAACAUUAACAACGAUACGUUUUUGGUAGAUAAAGCACACCUGUGCAGGUGAAAGUAGAGUAGUGGCCACUGGCAAAUUAGAUAAUUCGCAGGUGUAAUCUUCAAUUGGUAAUUGUGCCCAAUGAGGUCCUUCAUUAUAGAUGGAUUCAUGUCUUUUAAUACUUUUCAAACGUGACAUCAUCUCUCCAUUCACUUUGUGUCCAUUUGUAAAACUCAACUUUAUACCUUAAUUAUUAUGACAAAACUUUGUUUUAGUUUUAACAUUGUCAUUGGCAUACACAGGAUUGAAUUCUAAGACGUUUCAAAGUGUGAAUGUAUACAUGUGUAGCUGUUGUUUUUCUAUGUACAUGAGUGCUGUUGGGAGGAGUGAUGUUGGUAAAUUAAUUGUAAAACAAAUAAAGAAUUAUACGGCA